Entamoeba dispar SAW760 is the source of this 936-nucleotide messenger RNA. Its product is annotated as tuberin, putative. The coding region runs from base 1 to 936 and encodes 311 amino acids. NCBI's taxonomy places the organism in Eukaryota, Evosea, Mastigamoebida, Endamoebidae. Gene Ontology annotation, cellular component: nucleus; cytoplasm. Gene Ontology annotation, biological process: regulation of small GTPase mediated signal transduction; positive regulation of GTPase activity. The record is from RefSeq and is a predicted model, not a curated record. The transcript has a single exon. Gene Ontology annotation, molecular function: GTPase activator activity.
AUGAAGAAAGAUUUGAAGUAUGAAAAGAAUAUCCUUUUAAUUACUAAAGAUGAAAUUAAAAAGGAAAGAAGAAAAGAAAAAAUACAAAACCAAAUAAUUGAAAAAGAUGAUACAAAAAAUAAAAGAAUUACUGAAAUUGUUAAGACUAUUAUUUGGUUAACUAACUGUAAACCAAAUGAAAAAAUCCCAUUAAGAAUACUUAGUUGUAAAGAAACAUAUAAAUUAUGGAGAAAUAAAUUAGACCAAGCAAGACCAAAAGAAACACAUAAAUUAGGAAUUGUUUAUGUUGGUGUUAAUCAAUUUAAAGAAGAAGAAGUUCUUGGAAAUACUAAAGGGUCAGAAGGAUAUAAUGAAUUUAUUAAACAAUUAGGUGAAGAAAUUAAUCUUAAAGGAUGGAACAAAUAUUGUGGAAAAUUAGAUACUAAAUUUGAAACUGAUGGGGACAAAGCAUUAUAUUAUUGUGAUGAAAGAGUUGAAAUUAUUUAUCACGAAGUAGUUAAAAUACCAAUCAAAAAAGGAGAAUCAAUUUAUCAACAAAAGAAAAGACAUGUAGGAAAUGACAGAGUUCAUAUUGUUUAUUGUGAGUCUAAAUAUUAUAAUCCAUUAACAAUUACAAGUCAAUUUAAUAAUGCCCAUAUUAUAAUUUAUCCAAUUAAUAAUAUGUAUAGAAUUCAAGUUUAUUAUAAAGCAGGGGGAAGUUGGGGACCAUUACAAAAUGAAAUGAUUGUAUCUAAUGACCAAAUUGGAAUACUUGUUAGGGAAACAGCAAUUUAUUUAGAUAAGGCUUCAUUAAGUAGAUUUACUUCAGAUAAAUUAAUGAAUCAAUAUGUUUCUCGUCAAUCAAUUAUUGAAGGAAUUACUAAAUUAGCUGAUCCUAAUGAAAUUGAUUUGUUACAUCUUGUUAACAGAAUUAAAGAAAUAUCAUCAUCACUUUAA